AUGGCACAUGGUGAUAUUGAAGCUGAGAUUCAAAAAUUCGUCGAUGCGGCGCACCGUUACCAACAGUGUCUCGACGACGCAGCGAGUCAGAGCCAACAGCACCAAGAUGCGCAGACACAUUUGGUAACGGCAACGUUGCGACAGAGCCGUCGGACUCUCCUGGACAGCAUAGCCAGCUGGCUAAACCUUGUCGCCGGACCGACUGAACACUGGGAACAGACCACGAUUAAUUUCUGCGCUGAAUCAUGCCUCAAAUGGCUCCUGGAAUUCAACAUCCCGAACCUGGUGCCGGAGAGCGAUGGUGCUACCAUAAGUUACAUAGACUUGGCGAUUGCCGCUGGAGUGCCGGAACAAGACCUUGGUCGAAUCCUGCGGUUCGCCAUGACUCAAGACCUCUUCGACGAGCCGACACCUGGACGUGUUGCGCAUACGCCGUAUUCCCUCGCUUUCGCGCGGAACGAGGAUUAUCGCCAGGUCGUCCUGCUGCAGACGGGAUUCUUCGCACCGAUGAUGAAGUGUUUGUCCGAGGCAGUCAGAGUCAAGAAGUCGUCCGGAGCCGAGCCUGACAGUGGACGACCCGGACGGACAGCAUUCAACAUUGCAAUGCGGACCGACGAGUCGUUCUACGCGUACGUGGCGAAGAAUGCCGAGCUCACGAAACGCUUUGGCGCCGGGAUGCGAUUCGUGUCAACGGCCGAGGACACCAGUCCGCAGUUUCUCGCCAAUGCCUUUGACUGGGCCAGUCUGGGAAAGGCACAUGUUGUCGACGUCGGUGGCGCAACAGGCCAUGUCAGCACGUACCUUUCCACGAAGUUCCCGCUGCUGCGCUUCACGGUACAGGAUCUUCCUGCUAUGAUCGCUAGAGCCAAAUCAGCAGCAGCUGUGACGACGACGACGACGACGACGACGACGACGACGACGACGACGACGACUGCCGCGGCCGAAGAUACCGCCGACCGGGACAAGAGGGUAGAUUUCGUCGAGCAUGACUUCUUCCAGCCCCAGCCCGACGCGUCCCGAGAAGUUGAUGUCUUCUUGCUCAGGCUCGUCUUGAACAACUGGCCGACUCGCAAGGGUCAAGAGAUCCUAUCGCACAUCGUGGCCGUCAUGAAACCGGGUGCGAAGAUCGUCAUCAACAAUUUCCUCGUCCAUGAUCGGGGCACCGUGGAGAAGCGAUCCGAAGCACUGGAAUGCGCGAGAGACUUGUUCCAGAUGGCCGCGAUGAACGGGAUGGAAAGGGACGUCCUGGCGUGGCACGAGUUGAUCGACGGGGUCGACGGUCUGGAGAUGGAGAAGAUGGUGCCGCAGCCGGGUGGGACGCAGGUGGUGAUUGUCGCGGCCAAGAGUAUGAGUGCCACUGGUUAG
Exophiala spinifera is the source of this 1365-nucleotide messenger RNA. RefSeq lists its product as uncharacterized. Bases 1 to 1365 code for a protein of 454 amino acids. NCBI's taxonomy places the organism in Eukaryota, Fungi, Ascomycota, Eurotiomycetes, Chaetothyriales, Herpotrichiellaceae. Gene Ontology annotation, molecular function: O-methyltransferase activity. The transcript has 3 exons. The record is from RefSeq and is a predicted model, not a curated record.